Messenger RNA from Serpula lacrymans var. lacrymans S7.9, 498 nucleotides. RefSeq lists its product as uncharacterized. The annotation marks the transcript as partial. The record is from RefSeq and is a predicted model, not a curated record. The transcript has 3 exons. NCBI's taxonomy places the organism in Eukaryota, Fungi, Basidiomycota, Agaricomycetes, Boletales, Serpulaceae.
UAAUGGAUACACUGCGCCGAACUGAUUUUACGAGAUUGGAUCGUGCAGAGGAAACUUACGUGGAUUACAUGGGUGGCGCGUUGUAUCCAGAUAGCCUGGUCCGGGCCCACAGCACUUUCCUCACCCAACACAUUCUGGGAAACACCCAUUCGUCCAGCAAUAGCUCCAAACUUUCAUCAGGGCAUGCCGAAGAAGCACGGAAAGCCGUCCUAUCAUUUUUCAAGGCACCCCCAGGCUACACAGUUAUAUUUACUCCCAAUGCCUCUGGAGCAUUGAAGUUGGUUGGAGAAUCAUAUCCGUUCGUUGAAGGGAGCAGUUACGUUCUUGGUGCAGAUUCUCACAACAGCGUACAUGGCAUCCGCGAGUAUGCAUCGCGAAAUGGUGCGCAAGUGGACUAUAUCCCUUCCACAAACACUGGGGGCUUUCUUAUUUCUACCGCACAGGUGACUAGGACAAUCUUGUCACGAAACAGACCGAAAUCGCAGGAUAAUUUCCCAU